Messenger RNA from Cetraspora pellucida, 286 nucleotides. NCBI's taxonomy places the organism in Eukaryota, Fungi, Glomeromycota, Glomeromycetes, Diversisporales, Gigasporaceae. The record is from the annotation of a GenBank genome assembly.
AUCAUAAAACUUGCAAUAAAUAUCAUCAUAGUUCUUUACAAUACAAAUGUUCUAAUCAAUCAAGUAACAAAACUGAACCUUAUAAAACUGAACCCUAUGAAACUGAACCUUUAACAUUAAAAGAAAUGUCAAAACAAUUAUAUGAGAAAAUUUUAACACUAAAUACAAAUGAAUAUUUAGAAAAUGAUUUGUUAGAUAUAGAUUUUAAAUGUGAAAGUGAUAGAUAUUAUUAUAUAUUCAAAAAUUCUUAUAAUUCAAAAAGAACAUCUGAUGUCUCAACCUUCAG